AUGAGCCAACAGUCGCAACCAGGCGCCAUGGGCACCGCCUCCUUCAACAAUCGCAGUUUCGCUAACAAUAUGUCUACGACUGCGGACCCUCAGAUCUUCACCGCAUCCUAUUCGACCAUUGAUGUGUACGAAAUGGAAGUCAACGGCAUCGCCGUCAUGCGCCGCCGUCACGACUCUUGGCUCAACGCCACACAGAUCCUCAAGGUCGCUGGCGUCGAGAAGGGCAAACGAACCAAGAUUCUCGAAAAGGAGAUACAAACAGGCGAGCACGAAAAAGUACAGGGUGGCUACGGGAAAUACCAGGGUACAUGGAUCAAGUUCGAACGAGGGGUCCAGGUCUGUCGGCAAUAUGGCGUGGAGGAGGUUCUUCGCCCUUUGCUCGAAUACGAUAUGGGACAAGAUGGCGGCGUCGCGGGGGGCGGCAACCUCAACACACCCACGAAAGAGCAGGCUAUGGCUGCGCAAAGGAAGCGACUCUACAACUCCGGCGCCGACACUCGAACCAGUGGACUUUCGGGGACUUUCUUCAAGAACAUUUCGAGUACUGCCUCGCAUGCCGUGGCGGCCAUUAGUAAAGCGCGCUUCGACUCGCCCGGUCCACGCUCGCGCAACGGGCCGACACGGGCACCUAGCUUCCAGCGUCAAACCUCCAUGCAGAACCCCGACGAAUUCCCCGGCAACUCGCAGCAAAGCUACGUUUCGGACCAGCAGCAACAGCCGGAAUCGGCGUACUCGACGCAGACACAGCAGAUGGUUGGGUCGCAGGAGACAGAACCCCCCAGGAAACGGCAGCGCACGACCAUGACGCCGGUGGAGAGCUUCAAUGGAAGCGCAGGAUACGGCCAGAACAUGGACAUUUACGCCACGGCCUUCCCCGGAUCACCCACAGAACCAAACGAGUCAUUUGUAUACACGCAGCAACAACCUCCUCAUGACCAAACUCCCGACGACGAGCAAACGGGUGGCGCUUUACCACCCCUCGCUUACGAGAUGUCACCAGACAUGGAGCACAAGCGUGGGCUGCUCAUGGGUCUCUUUAUGGAAGACGCCGGCAACGAUACUGCCAAGCACGAGAUGCUUCGCGCCUUUGCACCAGCCGAGCUCGACAUGCCUAUCGAUGCACAGUCCCACACAGCCCUCCAUUGGGCCGCCACACUGUCUCGCAUGCCCUUGCUACGUGCCCUCAUCGCAGCCGGCGCAAGCCCACAUCGCGUCAACAACUCUGGCGAGACGGCUCUUAUGCGCGCCUGCUUAGUCACCAACUCUAUGGACCACGGCUCUUUCCCAGACCUUCUCGAAUAUCUCGGUGCGACGAUCGACGCGCGCGAUCACAAGGGCCGCACCGUGCUCCACCACAUUGCCUUCACCAGCGCUGUCAAGGGGCGGAGCGCCGCAAGUCGGUACUACCUCGAGUCUCUACUGGAAUGGGUCGUCCGGCAGGGUAGCAACCCGUCCACCUCGGUGAUACCCAAGAUGGGCAUCGCGCGUUUCAUGAGCGAAAUCGUUAACGACCAGGAUUCCUCCGGCGACACAGCUCUCAACAUUGCGGCAAGGAUAGGCAACAGGAGCAUAGUAUCCCAGUUACUCGAGGUGGGCGCCGAUCCCAUGAUUGCCAACCGGGCGGAUCUGAAGCCUCUCGACUUUGGUGUCGGGGGUCAGAGCGAAGAGGAGAAGAUGGCCACUCAGCAGAAUGGGGAGCUAAGUAACGGGGUGGCCGCCUCUUCCAAGACCAGGGAAAGCAGCGAUGAGAUCAUUGCGUCAAUCACACAUUUGGUCACAGAGACGAGCACCUCGUUCCACCAGGAACUCAAAGCUAAGCAGCAAUCUGUCGAUGCACUCCACUCCCAGCUGCGGUCCACGUCGUCACAGCUAGGCGAAGCCAGACGGCAGCACGAGAACCUCACAGCCACCCUCAAGAAGCAGCAGGUAGCACGACAGAUCAUCUCCAACCUCGCCCAGUCGCGGCAGGAAGAUCAACUACGCACCAUGCAGGACGCCAGAGACACCAACCUUGGAUCGUGGGAGACGGAGCUCAGCACCAUACUCGAGUCAAACUCUGCGGACUUUUUGCCUUCGGCGCAUGUCCUCAAGGCGCGCAUCCAGGCUCUGCAGAACACGACGAAUGGGACGAGGGCCAUGGUCAACGGGCUCAAGUCGCGGUCUCGCGAUGUGGAAGUCAAAUAUCGCAAGGUCGUCGCGUUGUGCACGGGUGUCAAGGAGGAGGAAGUGGACGCCGUCAUUGACGGGCUGAUCAAGGCUGUCGAGAGUGAGCGAGACGGCCUGGACAUGGGACGCGUGAGACGGUUCCUGGGAGGUGUGGAGGGAGUGGUGCACUAG
Molecule: messenger RNA, 2337 nt
Organism: Emericellopsis cladophorae
Lineage: Eukaryota; Fungi; Ascomycota; Sordariomycetes; Hypocreales; Bionectriaceae
Product: Start control protein-like protein
Exons: 2
Coding region: 1-2337 (778 amino acids)
Cellular component (GO): MBF transcription complex; SBF transcription complex
Molecular function (GO): transcription coactivator activity; protein binding; DNA binding
Source: RefSeq, a predicted model, not a curated record